Messenger RNA from Lytechinus pictus (painted urchin), 6569 nucleotides. RefSeq names its product vacuolar protein sorting-associated protein 4B-like. NCBI's taxonomy places the organism in Eukaryota, Metazoa, Echinodermata, Echinoidea, Temnopleuroida, Toxopneustidae. Bases 137 to 1453 code for a protein of 438 amino acids. Gene Ontology annotation, molecular function: ATP binding; ATP hydrolysis activity. The record is from RefSeq and is a predicted model, not a curated record. Gene Ontology annotation, biological process: endosomal transport; vacuole organization. The transcript is spliced from 11 exons.
AUCCAAGAUAGAUUGACGAGCUGACGAUAAUCUGUGCGAGAUCUCAAUUUUAUGGAAAUUUCUUGUGAACUGUCUACAGAAUCAAGUCAUUGUUAUAAUUUGCUCGUGAAGUACCGUACACCUCAGCAAAAUCAGGAUGUCUGGUGCGAUGGGUAAAGCCAUCGAUAUUGUGAAAAAGGCAACAGAUGAAGAUAAAGCAGGAAAUUAUGCAGAAGCACUCAAGCUCUAUGAGCAUGGAGUCGAGUACUUCCUUCACUCUAUCAAAUAUGAAGCAAAUGGUGAAAGAGCUAAGGAGAGCAUAAGAUCUAAAUGCGUAGAUUAUUUAGAGAGAGCAGAACAAUUAAAGGACUAUCUCAACAAGAAAGAUAAGAAAAAAGUCAAAGAGGGGUCGUCAGGCGGAUCAAAAGGGAAAAGCAAUGGCAAGGAGAGUGAUAGUGAAGAGGAGAGUGAGAAUGCAGAACUCAAAAAGAUGGAAAAACAGCUGGAAGGUGCCAUUGUGGAAAAUCCUAAUGUAAAGUGGUCUGAUGUAGCUGGCCUUGAGGUCGCCAAAGAAGCCUUGAAAGAAGCCGUCAUCAUGCCUACCAAGUUUCCUCAUCUCUUCACAGGCAACCGAACACCGUGGAGAGGAAUCCUUCUAUUUGGGCCCCCUGGUACCGGAAAGUCUUUCCUCGCUAAGGCCGUUGCUACGGAAGCCAACUCCACAUUCUUGUCCGUCUCAUCGUCAGAUCUUAUGUCAAAAUGGCUCGGUGAAAGUGAAAAAAUGGUCAAGUCAAUGUUUGCUGUAGCUCGGCAAAAGAAGCCAGCUAUCAUAUUCAUAGACGAAGUCGACUCCCUCUGCGGAUCAAGAAGUGACACUGAAAGUGAGUCAGCACGGCGAGUCAAGACAGAGUUCCUGGUACAGAUGCAAGGUGUUGGGGUAGACAAUAGCCAGAUCUUGGUCUUAGGAGCAACCAACAUCCCCUGGGCACUAGAUGCUGCUAUUAGGAGAAGAUUUGAAAAGAGAAUAUACAUACCCCUCCCGGAAGUCCAGGCAAGAAUCACAAUGUUCAAACUGCACAUGGGCGAGACGAAGACGACCGUUACGGACCAGGAGUUCCGAACGCUUGCUCAGAGGUCGGAUGGAUACUCCGGUGCAGACAUCAGUAUUGUUAUACGCGAUGCUCUUAUGAUGCCAGUUAGGAAAGUGCAGAGUGCCACGCAUUUCAGAACGAUUUCGGGGCCUUCACCGAGUGAUCCUUCUGUGAUUUCACAUGAUCUGCUGGAGCCGUGUUCUCCUGGAUCCCCUGGAGCCAAGGAGAUGUCAUGGAUGGAAAUCGAUGGAAAGAAACUCUUAGAACCACCUGUUACAUAUAAAGACCUACUCAAAGCUCUUGAGAAUACCAAGCCGUCAGUCAACGAGGCGGACUUGAAAAAACAGGAGCAGUUCACUGCAGACUUUGGCCAAGAGGGAUAGUAGAUGCUCAUGGUAUCUUCAAUUCUUCAAUGUAUCCAAGUGGAUAGUGAUGGACGAUAUAUAGCAUUUAUCAUUGAUGUUCCUCCAAUAUCGCUUGGUGAAAAUUUCUUUUCACCGUCCACAGUCACAGAAGCAGAAUGGAUGAUACAGUGUUACAUCAGUUACAGUGUCUGCUGUUAAAGAUAAGAGAUUUUACUGAGAAGACAAAUUUCAUUUUAGACAAAUUUUAACUUACUUUGAUAAAAGAGUUACAACAAUAACAAAACAUUGCUUGUUAUGACUUUCAUAUUAUGCAAUGUGCAUUUCCACUACCUUGGAUGUCUGUCGCACUAUGCAAAUGUGUGGGUAGGGGGAAGGCGGGGUAAGUUGUGACACUUUUUGCAUUUUGCAUCUUAGAAUUGAUAUGACUAAUAAUAUUGAAGUAUUAAGUACCUUGCCUUUAAGUUUGAUUCUUGGGAAAUAUUUUUCACCUAUAUAUAACUUUCUACCCCCACACUGAAAGUCUUUGUGACCUUUGAAAAAACGAUGUCAAAUGGCUCAACUUGCCCUCACUGUGGGGUAAGUUGUGCCACCUUCUGGGGUAAGUUGAGCCACAAAAACUAUGUACAAAAUGUAUGCGGGAAGAACCGGCAUGUCAAUUUUUUAUUUAAAGUCUUUUCACUUGCUAAUUCUCUAUAAAUACUAACAUCCUCUAAAAGUAAAAGAACUGUCAUGUGAAUUUGCUCCGUUCUGCCUGCAUAUCAUUGGCUUUUUAAGAUUUUUUUUUUAUCAUACAUUACCAUAAGAAUUACCAUGGCUCAACCUGCCCCAUGUUGGCUGGCACAAAUUACCCCAGUCCGAACUUAAUGCGAUAUUUUCACGUCCACACAUUUCUUAUGCAUCCAUCAUGUAAAAGACUAUGACAAGAAUGAGAAUCCAUACCUGGACUAACAUUAUUGUUCUUAUUUCUUUAUUAUAUUUUAAGAUGCGUGUGGGUAAAAAGCACUGAUCUAUUUCACACCCUUUUUUACUUUUUUGGCUGAAAUUUGUAUUUUUACCUCUAAAAAAGUACUUUUUGUUUCAAAGUUGAAAACAAUGUGGUGGGGUCAAGGGUUAUGUAAUGGGUCAUCAAUGCAUGACACCACCACAAUGUCUUACUCAUUCAUUCUUAGCCUGGGGGUGGUGGCUCAACUUGCCCCGAUGCUCAACUUACCCCGCCUUCCCCUAUAUACAUUAGAGGACUUGCCAUAGUGUCUGGUCAUUUUCUCAGCUUUUCUUCCAACUAACCUAGUUUUAGAAGAUAAGUAAGAGGAAAUAGAACUCUCAUCCGGUGAAAAGCCUGAUGGAAAUUAUUAGGUAGCAUUAUGAAAAAGGAUAAUGUGUUUGAAUUUAAUAAAGAUUUUUUUUCACGUGUUCAUUCAAUGUGUUAUAUCAUGUGAGGCUGGUUGCAUAAAGAGUUGCAUUUUCUUUCAUUUGCAUAAGUCUAAGACCACGUGAAAAUUUGUGUGUAUAGAACACGUAUAUAAUUGUAACAUACUGUUGUGAUUUCAUUGAAACAGGCCUAUGUAUUAUUUGUGUUUGAUUCCGUGCUUUAUUUGAAUGGUUAAAUAAAGGUAAAUUACUUUAAAGAAAUUGUCCAAUAGCUUGACUAAUCCUUUUUUUUUUUUAAUAUGUUGAAGUAAAAAUACUUUUGAAAACAAAAGGAUUAGUCAAGCUAUUUGAUAAUACCUUUGAACUAAUUCCUCUUUAACCAUUCAUAUCAAUCACAGAAUCAACACCAACAAAUUGUAAUAGGCCAGUUUUUCAUGGAACUGUUAUAGUUAUUAUGAUAAAAUAUUACAUGUACUUUACUAUACACAAUAACAACACUCAGGUGGUCUUAAACUUUUGCAAAUGAUGGUAAAAACAACUCAGAAAAAUCAAACGCAAGUCCUGAAUCUGCACUUCCGGGCCCUGUCUUACAAAGAGUCACAAUUGAUCCAAUCAAUCAAAACUAUGGAAAGCCAGCAACGUCAAUAUCUAAAAUACAUGUUUCUUCAAAAUAUUUUCUGCUUCAUACAUUAACCGUUUAACAAUUGAGUAUGCUUCUCUUUGUUUUCAAAGGAUAUUGUGCAAAUUUCCUAAAUAAAAAAUUAUGACACUGAUGGAUUUCCAUAGAGUUACGAUUAAUUGGAUCAAUCGUGACUCUUUGUAAGAUGGGACCCUAUUGGUUAAAAGUCAAAUCGGGUUUAACUUUUGAAGUUGUGUUUGAUUGCACUUCUCUCUGCAACAGGCCCCUUCUUAUUUGCAUAACGUGGUGGAUACAUCUUCCUACACUUUUGAACAAUGUGUUUGCAAGGCAGAUGGUGAAUUGGAAGUUGCAAGAAACAUGUUUGCUGUAGAUUACGAAAAAUCAGUUGCAAAUUUGAGAUUAAUAUAUUAAUUUCAACUAAAGUUAUAAAUUUAUAUAAGUAAUCAGUCAAAUAUUUGUGAUCAAUAGAUUUAUUUUAACCACAGUGAAUAGAUUUGUACCAUUAAUCCAUUGCACGAAUCGUGAUUGAUUUGGGUCCUUAUUUUCAACCUGUUAUUGAUUGAUUGUAAGUUUCCUCCAACAACCCCUUCUGGGAUACUGUAUCUGAAUUGAGCAUCCAAAAUAAUAGCUUCGGCUGGCUGUGACUAAAAGUGAUUUAUUUUAGCCAAUAAUCUAUGUGAGGAAUUAAAGCCUAAUUAUGUGUCCUAAAAUUUGCUUCAAGCUAAUUUUGAUUAUGAAUGAAUAGAAGUAAAACCUUGGGAUGCUAUAGGAUGGUUACAUCUGAUAUAAUAUUGAAUAAUUUGUAUGAUAUUACAUGACGUUGUAUAUCCCUACAUAUUUGUAUAUGUAUAUAAUAUAUCAUAUUGUAGAUAGCCAUUUAUGCAUCUGAUAAGAAUUGUCUUAUAUUGUUAUUUACUGUCGUUGUGAAUUGGUAUGUUAUAGUGAUUGCCUUCUGUAUGACUACAAGAGAUAUUUUUACUUACUUUGAAAUGCAUUAAUGCGAUUAUUCUUGAUGCUGUGUUUUUUUCAAGUCUUCUAUUAUCCUCCCACAUCCCUGAAGACCAUGUUAUCAAAGUUGUAAGCACUGACAACUAACUUGUCGAACAACAAAUGUUGAUGAAACGCCACAAUCUUGAGUAAGGGUUCUUUUUUUAAUUGAUUAAUUAAUUUAGUUUUGGUAAAUCAUCCUAUUCCUAUCGGAUACUAGAUUGUAUGAAAGUGUUUGCCCUGAAACAGUUGCAAUGUGGACGAUUUAAGAUGAAAUUUGAUAAAUGUUUAAAUUUUACAUGAAAAUUUAUUGUUGAUUGGUUGCUCGUUGCAUGCAUGCAAAAUUCUUGUGUCAAUUAUGAUUAAUUUAGCAUUUACAUAAUUGAGAAAGUGUCCAAUAACGAGUGCAUGCUUUUGUCAAAGGGGGCUAAAAUCCAUGUUUGGUUUUAAGGUACAGCAUUAAUGAAGCUUCUGUUUAUGAUUUAAGUAAUAGAGAGCUCAUUGAUUCAAAACCAUAAGCUUAUUAAUGUUGCUGUAGCCAUAGCAACACUCAUGAAAUUAGCACUCAUUUCUGGAUUUAUUCAUCCCAAAAAAUAUCAAAAGGAAGACUAGUACAUUGGAUGAAAAGUUGCAUUAGCUAUUCUCUCUUUCUCUGUCUGUCGUGUAGUACAUUAUUGUAAGCGUUUAUCAACUAGUUUGGACUUAUUGUAUUGUCAAUUAAAACUUUCUUUUCAUCUAGUUGACUAAUUUAUCAAUCAAAUCCGAUUGAAUCAGCAAACAUUAAAACAGUUAACUAUUUAUCAUCAUUGGACUGUUGAAACUUUAAUAUCCCAUUAUCAAAAAUUUUUGAGGGCAGCUUGGAAAAAAAAGCAAUACGUUCGAAAUAUGACAAUGGGUGCAACCUCAUAUUGUCUGAAAACAAGUUUCCUAAUUCCUAUAGAGAAGUCUUUAGGCAAUAGAAGGUCUGUACUCAUGUCACAGUCGUAAAAUAUACCCUUUUCUGAGCAGUCCUCAAAUUUUCAGAUUUUGAGAAACGAGGUUUUAACAGCAGAGGAAUGAUAUUCAGAUCCUGAUAUAACUGACCCUUGUAAUGAAUAUAACAAAGGCAUCAUAUUUUGCUUGUUCUCAUUAACUUUUCCUAAAUCGUUCAUAUUUUUGUACAAGUGCAUUAUUUAUGUUUUUAGAGAAAUAUCUUGCUCGAGAUAUAUUAGGGGAAAUGGGGGGGGGGUAGGGGCUCUGAUGAUUUUGAAACUGGAGAGGUAUUUCUUGUACAAUUAAUUCUUUCGCCCGUAUUUUGAAGUCGGGUUUAACUUGGACCAAUGUCUAACUCUUUGCUAAAAUUAUGGGAAGCCAAAAAGUUCCAAAAUUCUGUUAUUGUAUAUUUCUUAUGUUUACUAUUUUGUUUCCUUUUGCUUUCAUAAUGAAGAAAAAUACUUCAGUUAUCAUUCCCAGACAAUUAUAGACAAUUGGUGUGUCAUAUGAGUUAAUAUAUUGAACGUGUACUGUUAGGGAUUUGUGCUCAUAUUGGCUCUCCAUAGUUAAACCACAACUUUAAACCAGGGUUUAAUUUAAACCCGAGUUCAGAAUACGGGCCUGUGUCAAGACUGUAUGUUGUAUACCAUGUAAAAAUUGUAUAUUAUUAUUAGCAGUCUUGUAUACAGUUAUGCAGUAUUUCAUAGUAAAGAUUUCACUUGAAAAGGGAGAGAUUUGAUUUGUUCCCUUUUUAAACAAUGUCCAGCAUUGAACUCAAGUUCAUUAUUUUCCCAUCUUUUCUGUACUAACUUUGAGAUUGAUAUUUUAUCUGUAAUAGAUAGUUCCAAAGAAAAACUCACCCAAAACUUUCAAUUUAUUUAAGUUUAAAGCCUCUCCCAAGCAAAGAUAGUUUCUGGAGGCCAGAAACUAAAUAUUUAUGAAGUAAACUACUGUGUUUCACUAAGUUCUGAUCUUAUUUCCAAUAUUGAGUACUGAUUCAAAUAUUUAUUCAAAAUAGCGAAUAAAUACAUUAUUGUAGAUUUAUUUUCAUGAAGAUUAGAAAUGGGCAUGAAAUAAUUUUUUUCCUUGUAGUUAUGAAUGUUUUAUGUACAAAAUUGUCUUUUACUCCUAGUAAUACAUAAUAAAUGAGACUACUUAUCAAUAAAA